UUCCCCCCUCCACCUUCACCAUUUCACCGCCUGCUUCCUUCUUCUUGGUCACCCCGUCUUUCUUUUUUCUCACCGCCGUCGCCACCACCAUUUCUGCGCCAAAUCCCUCGGCCCACCCCCUUAAACUCAAGCUCAAAACAGUAAGACCUGGCAUAAACCCCCAAAUCUUUCCGUCAACACUUCCACCUCCAUACCAGCGGAUUUGCAACGAGCCGCCAGAAGUCAGAACACAAGAAAACCAACAAAAAUCGUGCAAAACCAAAAAGUUGCAACCCUAGACCCAAAUCAGCCAACAAUCACCGUUACAGACGAUGCACAGAACACCGGAAAAAUGGGUGUCAAAAUGUACCAUGCGUCAUUUGGGAGUGGGGGAGAUGGACGCAAAAGAAAAAGAACGCGAGUAAUGUCCGGCUACGGCCAUUUUUUCUCCUUGGUGAACAGUGCCCGCGGAACAAGUGCACUGUGUGUGAGUGUGAGAAAGGCAAGCACAUUUUAGCCAUGUUAAUUUUCCUCAGCAGGCUCAAAACCUCCCAGUAUCGUGCUGUAAGCUCAUCACUAUUUGGUUCUUCACAUUAUUUGUUUUCAGAAAAUAUAUUAACUUGGGCCGAACAUUUUUUGUGUUCUCGAUUCUUAUUUUCAACAACUCUGAGUUUUAGCGAUUCUGAUGAGGAUUUUAAUCGAGAAACAAUCAGGAAAAUUGUAAAUGAAGAGAGAUGGGAUGAUUUACGAUUAGUACAAUUAUUUGAUUCGGUUUUAGCCCCAGUUUGGGUGUCCAGAUUGUUGGUUGAAUUAAAACAGGAUCCUAUAUUAGCUUUGAAAUUGUUCAAGUGGGCAGAAUCGCGAAAUGGAUUUCAGCAUACAACAGAGAAUUAUUGUGUCAUUGCUCACAUUUUGUUCUGUUCGCGAAUGUAUGCUGACACGCACAAUGUUCUCAGACGAUUAGUUACUUUACAUAAAAGCAGUAUUGAUACCAAACCAUUUCCGUCUUUAACUAUAUUGGAUGUUUUGUGGUUGACGAGAAAUGUUUGCAUCCCUGGUUACGGGGUAUUUGAUGAGUUAUUUAGUGUAUUGGUUGAAUUGGGAAUGCUAGAGGAAGCUAGGGAGUCUUUCUUGCAGAUGAAAACUUUUAAAGUUAUUCCGAGGGCAAGGUCUUGUAAUGUUCUUUUGCAUAAGUUCUCGAAAGUGGCUGAUGGAGUUCUGGUGAAGAAGUUUUUCAGUGAUAUGUGUGGGGCUGGAAUAGUUCCAUCAAUUUUUACUUUCAACAUUAUGAUUUCUUUUUAUUGUAAAGAAGGGGACUUGAAAGCUGCAAGAAGCAUGUUCAUGAGGAUGAAAGACAUGGGUGUCUCCCCUGAUGUUGUUACUUAUAAUUCACUUAUAGAUGGCCAUGGAAAACUUGGGGAAUUGUCUGAAGCGGUUUGUAUGUAUGAGGAGAUGAAAGAGGCUGAAUGUCUUCCUGACAUAAUCACAUACAAUAUAUUGAUUAAUUGCUUCUGUAAAUAUGGAAAGAUGCCGCUGGCGUUCCAGUUUCUUAGGGAGAUGAAGGAAAGAUGUAUUAAACCUAAUGAUGUAACUUAUAGCACAUUCGUUGAUGCUUUCUGUAAAGAAGGAAUGUUGCAGCAAGCUAUUAAGUUUUUUGUUGAUAUGAGGAGAGUUGGUCUGACACCUAAUGAAUUUACUUAUACUUCUUUAAUUGAUGCUAACUUUAAGAUGGGAAAUAUUGACGAUGCACUGAAGUUUUUAAAAGAGAUGUUGGAGGCUGGUCUCAAGUUAAAUAUUGUCACCUACACGGCGUUGCUCAACGGCUUAUGUGAAGAAGGGAAGAUAAAGGAAGCUGAAGAAGUUUUCAACGCUAUGCUGAAAGAUGGGGUAGUGCCUAAUGAGAAAAUGUAUACAGCUUUCAUACAUGGGUACCUUAAAGCUAAAAGGACUGAUGACGCAAUGAGGAUUCUGGAAAAGAUGAAAGAGAAUAACGUUAAACCUGAUUUACUUCUGUAUGGAACUAUAAUUUGGGGGCUUUGUAACAUGGGGAGGUUCGAAGAUGUGAAUGCAUUGUUGAAUGAGAUGAAGGAACAUAACAUAGAGGUUAGUGAAAUUAUAUACACAACGCUUAUUGAUUCCUACUUCAAGGCAGGGAAAGACACAGAGGCACGGAAACUGCUUAAUGAAAUGCAGGAGAGAGGUAUGGCUCCAACAGUUGUGACAUAUUGCUCAUUGAUUAAUGGUUUGUGCAGAUUGGGAUAUGUCGAAGAGGCAAUUGAUUAUUUUAAUCGAAUGAAGAAAGCUUAUUUGCAACCUAAUGUUGUUGUUUAUACAUCACUGAUUCAUGGUCUUUGUAAAAACGAACGCAUUGAGGAUGCUAGAAAGCUGUUUCUGGAAAUGCCUGAAAAGGGCUUGCUUCCAGAUAAAAUUGCUUAUACAUCUCUGAUUGAUGGGACCAUGAAGCAGGGAAAUAUUCAGGAAGCUUUGGAUCUGGUAAGGGUAAUGACUGAAACUGGUGUUGAAUUUGAUCUUCAUGCGUACACAUGUUUAAUUUCUGGGCUCUCUAGAGGUGGUCAACUUCAGCAAGCAAGGGAUUUGCUUUAUGAGAUGAUUGAGAAAGGUGUUCAGCCGGAUGAAAUUGUUUAUGGUUGUCUCAUACGGAAGUACCAUGAACUUGGAAACAGGGAAGAAGCUGAUGUCUUACUAAUUGAAAUGAUGGAAAGGGGUAAUGCUCCUAUUAAAAGAGAGCUGCUGGACAAAAUUUAUGAACCUGAGGUGGCGUAAACUUGUAUUGUUCUGAUUCAUUGACCACAGCUCUGUCUUGAAGUGUGAGCACUUGAGACGAGGCAUUGAAUGUUAGUCGCAAUUCAAGAUCUUCCAGAUUGCAGUUAGCGUUGCUUGAUAGACUGGAAAAAGCAUAUUGGCAAUUUGCAUAUAAAUUCAACUCUUUCCGGCAGCGAAUUUCUUUUGCUUUUGCACACUUUGCAGGAGAUGGUGAAGAUGGUGUGGCUUAGCAUUUAUAUGCAGUGGAGGAUGGCUGGGAAUUUGUUCUGGGCUGUUGUACUUUGGCAUUGGGCAAUAAGAGUAACACUCUUCCAAUGGUGUACAUUAUCCUAUGGUCAUUAUUAUAUUUCAGGGCUCCAAUAAUUUGGGCAGGGAUGCAGAAACAAUGUUGAAGCUUGGAAGCACUCCAGAUAAGCGUGAACAGUAUCGACUCGUGAGAGAUGCAAUGGAGAGAAGGUCAAUCAGAGUCACUCGUGGUUCAAUAGUUGGUGGAAUACGCCUUGGGAUGUUUACUGCUGCUUUUUAUGGUUUUCAAAACCUGCUUGUUGAACAACAAGGUGUACAUGAUAUUUAUAAUGUAGUUGGAGCUGGUUCUGCUACUCCUGCUACAUUUCAUUUAAUACAUGGGGUUCACUUAGUUGGCGCUUAAGAAAUUCGAUGUUGGGUUCAGUUCCGGGUGCAGCAAUCUGCUUCCCCAUUGGUUGGCUUCAUCUGAAGGGAAAUUGUGUACGACUUGUGAAGUUAGUAAUACUGUGGAAGAAAAGAGCGGGAUUGGCGCCUGGGUUGAGCGACGUGAAGGGAACUUAAACAAAUAGGAAUUGAGUGUUGAACUGCAAUAACCAUGAGCAAUAGACAAUGCAGAAGUAUCGAUCCGCAAAGGCUGAAGCAGAGUUGCAUUGAGCUCGCAUGUGAUGUUUUAGUUGUAUGCGGCUGAUGAAGUUGGAGAGGAGGUGAUUGUUUUGGUAUAGCCAACUUAAUAAAGGAAAAUCAUAAUGUGUUGUAUUCUGAGACCAACUUUAGAUUCGAGAUUAAUGACUUCAAAUGAGUCCAAUGUCAAUGAAAUGUUCUCUUUAUAUAGAAUGUCAAUGUCAAUGCCAAUGUACUCUGUUAUAGGUGAUGCUUUAUUGGCUAUUUUCACCCAAGAGGUCCUGUAGAUGAUGGAGCAAAGCCUCCAAAGCGGCUGCUUAACUAUAUCUAUAUCUAUAUACUUUAUAUGGAAG
Sesamum indicum (sesame) is the source of this 3983-nucleotide messenger RNA. Its product is annotated as Tetratricopeptide repeat (TPR)-like superfamily protein. Gene Ontology annotation, molecular function: protein binding. NCBI's taxonomy places the organism in Eukaryota, Viridiplantae, Streptophyta, Magnoliopsida, Lamiales, Pedaliaceae. The record is from RefSeq and is a predicted model, not a curated record.